AUGGCUAGAUACGGUGCUACCUCUACAAACCCAGCUAAGUCUGCUUCCGCUCGUGGUUCCUACUUGCGUGUUUCCUUCAAGAACACCAGAGAAACUGCUCAAGCCAUCAGUGGUUGGGAAUUACAAAGAGCUCAAAAAUACUUGGAACAAGUCUUGGACCACCAAAGAGCUAUCCCAUUCAGAAGAUUCAACUCCUCCAUUGGUAGAACCGCUCAAGGUAAAGAAUUCGGUGUCACCAAGGCUAGAUGGCCAGCAAAGUCUGUCAAGUUCGUCCAAGGUUUGUUGCAAAACGCAGCUGCCAAUGCUGAAGCUAAAGGUUUAGAUGCUACCAAGUUGUACGUCUCUCACAUUCAAGUCAACCAAGCUCCAAAGCAAAGAAGAAGAACCUACAGAGCUCACGGUAGAAUUAACAAAUACGAAUCCUCUCCAUCUCAUAUCGAAUUGGUCGUUACCGAAAAGGACAGCCAAGUUGAAAAAGCUGCUGAAAAGAAGGUUGUUAGAUUGUCUUCCAGACAAAGAGGUAGAAUCGCUUCUCAAAAGCGUAUUGCUGCUUAA
This is a messenger RNA of Zygotorulaspora mrakii, 555 nucleotides long. Its product is annotated as 60S ribosomal protein uL22. Bases 1 to 555 code for a protein of 184 amino acids. NCBI's taxonomy places the organism in Eukaryota, Fungi, Ascomycota, Saccharomycetes, Saccharomycetales, Saccharomycetaceae. Gene Ontology annotation, biological process: cytoplasmic translation. Gene Ontology annotation, cellular component: ribosome; cytosolic large ribosomal subunit. The record is from RefSeq and is a predicted model, not a curated record. The transcript has 2 exons. Gene Ontology annotation, molecular function: structural constituent of ribosome.